AUGUACCGUCCAGCUGAGGUAGUGGUGUACGAAGCUGGAAGAGUACAGGGCGUAGGCCCGGUAGGUGAUGGGCUUCAUAUGCUGUGGGCAGUUGGCACUUUUGAUGUCGCAGCCAAGCAGCGUGGACAGUGUCUUGGCAUGGACCUUGUCGUGGUUGUGGUUGGAGGUGGAGGUGGCAGGGGCGGAGCCCCGUGCGUCCCUGAUAGCUUGGAGGUCGGCGUCACCAAGGAUGUCCCAGUCGGGGCAGUUUUCAUGUGGCUGGGAGAGGGCGGAGCCCAGUAA
Molecule: messenger RNA, 282 nt
Organism: Babesia ovata
Lineage: Eukaryota; Apicomplexa; Aconoidasida; Piroplasmida; Babesiidae
Product: Mce family protein, putative
Exons: 1
Coding region: 1-282 (93 amino acids)
Source: RefSeq, a predicted model, not a curated record